UAUAAAAACUGUUGGAUUAAAUAGUUUACAUAAAUUAGUGAAAACUUGAGAUAUGAGUGAAUCAGAGGAGAAAAAGAAGGAUUCAAAUGAUGUCAAUGAGAGACCCGGAUAUACCUAUUCGGCUUCAUUUGACAAACAGUCCGAUCAAACGGUUCGCGUGAGACUUGAAAUCGAUGGCAAAACACAAGUAGUUCCCAUUUGUGCCAUUUGUCACAAAGUCGAUAGAAUCUGCUCUUUGGAUCCUAACUUCACUGAAGAACAAAUACGAAGAGCUAAAUAUUUAGGUUUAGAAGACGACAGUAAAGACAAAAACCGAGAAUCAGCGACAAAGUCAGACACUGGAGAACAACAGUCUGACUCUAAGGACAAAACUUCAGCUGACAAGGGAUCAGAAGGCAAAGAUGCAAAAGAUGGCAAAGAUAACAAAGAUGGCAAAGAUGGUAAAGACGGUAAAGACGGUAAAGACGGUAAAGAUGGCAAAGAUGGCAAAGAAGACAAAGAUGGCAAAGACGGCGGAGGUUCUGGAAAGUCAUCGAAAAGUGAUGACAACAAGAAAAAGAAGAAAUCAGAUUCGGGAAGAGAUCAGCGACGCAAAGAAUUGCCACCAACUUCUUGGACGACACACAAACCAAAUGAAGACGAUUGGGAUAAGAAAAGAAGGAAAGACUAUUAGCCAUUGACUGAUAACUCAUUGCUUUUCAUGUUUUAUCGCAACACUUAAUGAACAAAAUUAUCGAUUUAUUCAAAUGCUAUCAUUUCUAUGUAUUUCAUA
This is a messenger RNA of Oppia nitens, 772 nucleotides long. Its product is annotated as high mobility group nucleosome-binding domain-containing protein 5-like. Bases 53 to 673 code for a protein of 206 amino acids. The transcript has a single exon. The record is from RefSeq and is a predicted model, not a curated record. NCBI's taxonomy places the organism in Eukaryota, Metazoa, Arthropoda, Arachnida, Sarcoptiformes, Oppiidae.